Molecule: messenger RNA, 4666 nt
Organism: Syngnathus acus (greater pipefish)
Lineage: Eukaryota; Metazoa; Chordata; Actinopteri; Syngnathiformes; Syngnathidae
Gene: itgav
Product: integrin, alpha V
Exons: 31
Coding region: 261-3488 (1075 amino acids)
Biological process (GO): cell-cell adhesion; cell adhesion mediated by integrin; integrin-mediated signaling pathway
Cellular component (GO): external side of plasma membrane; integrin complex
Molecular function (GO): integrin binding
Source: RefSeq, a predicted model, not a curated record
GCCGGAUGUGUGGUCGCGUCUGAACUUGCUUCCCUUGUGUGGACGCCUCACGAGCGAGCACGAGCAGACAGACUCUCCGCCGUGACAGGGAACCGCUCGUUCGCCUUCAUCCGACCAGCUUGUCCGGCGUACAGUUGCCGAACGGAACCGCCGUCGCCGUUCUCCCGUGGAAGCGCCGAGAAGGGCGCACGCAAGCUCGACUCGUCAGCAGGCGAAAGUUCCCCGAAGCCUUCUUCCUCCCUCCUUCCCUCUCUCUGGCCAUGGCAGUGGGGCCGGGGCUGAGUGGCCGCCUCUACCCCGCCGCCGUUGUAUCGGUGGCGGCUGCGGCGCUGGUCGUGCUCGUGCGGAGCGGAGGCGCGUUCAACCUGGACGCCGAGCGGCCGUCGGUGUACGACGGCCCGUCGGGCAGCUACUUCGGCUUCUCGGUGGACUUCUUCAAAGCAGCCAACAAGCAACAGUCGGACGUCCUGAUCGGAGCACCACGGGCCAACACGUCGGGCGACGUGCUGGAGCGAGGGGCCGUCUACAGCUGCCCCUGGGCGGGCGGCGUCGCCUGCCGCCAGCUCCUCUUUGACACGUCAGGCGACAGGAAGAACGCCGACGGCGCGCAGAUGGAGUUCAAGUCCAAGCAGUGGUUCGGCGCCUCCGUGCGCUCGGACGGCGAGCACAUCCUGGCGUGCGCGCCGCUCUACCAGUGGUCCACCUUUGGCGUGUCGGAGCGCGAGCCGGUGGGAACGUGUUUCCUGAAAAGAGACGACACGGUGGUGGAAUAUUCUCCCUGUCGCUCACGUGCCAACUCCCCAGAGGGCCAGGGCUUCUGCCAGGCUGGCUUCAGCGCCGACUUCCUCAAGACCGACAAGCGAGUGGUGGUGGGAGGACCCGGAAGCUUCUACUGGCAAGGUCAACUAAUAUCGGACGACGUGUCGGAAAUCUUUGCCCGCUUCGACAAGAGCUACGUCAGCCCCUACGGAAAGACGCUGGCCACAAAGUCGGCGGGCGCCCAGUAUGAUGACAGUUACCUGGGAUAUUCGCUGACUGUCGCAGACUUCAACGACGACGCAAUUGAAGAUUACGUGACGGGCGUGCCGCGGGGCGACAAGGCGCUGGGUUACGUCAACAUCUUCAACGGCCACAACAUGGAGUCCAUGGUCAACUUCACGGGCAGUCAGAUGGCUGCCUACUUCGGACACUCUGUCGCCGCCAGCGACGUCAACCAGGAUGGGUUGAUGGACCUUCUGGUGGGCGCGCCUCUCUUCAUGGACCGAGGCUCCGACGGCAAGCUGAGGGAGGUGGGACAGGUAACGGCCACGUGCGUCUCACGCCUUCGUCCGGCUGGGUCUCACUGUGACGCCUUUUGGCUGCAGGUCAGCGUGCUCUUGGGUCGAGGAGGCUUCUCUUUCCGGCCGCCGCUGACGCUCACCGGCUCCGAAGUGUACGCCCGAUACGGCUCGUCCAUAGCCGCGCUCGGAGAUCUCGACAUGGACGGAUACAAUGACGUGGCCAUCUCGGCCCCAUACGGCGGUCCGGAGCGCCUGGGCCAGGUGUACAUCCACAAUGGCAGUCCUCAGGGCCUGUCGCAGAUGCCCUCGCAGGUCCUGCAGGGCAAAUGGGCCUCCAGCUACAUGCCAGCCAGCUUCGGCUAUUCCAUGACUGGGAACACGGACAUAGACCGCAAUGGCUAUCCAGAUUUACUGGUGGGAGUGUUUGGAGCUGACAGGGCUGUUUUGUACAGAGCGCGGCCGGUGAUCAGCGUCAACGCCACGCUGGACGUCAGCCCUCAGAUCAUCAACCCUGAGGGGAAGAGCUGCACGCUGCCUGCGACCGGCGCUGCCGUGUCCUGCUUCAAGGUCAAGUACUGCCUGUGGGCCAGCGGGGUGGGGGCGCCCUCUUCCCUCACGUUCCGCGUGGACGUGCUCCUGGACCGACUGAAGCAGAAGGAAGCGGCCAAGCGAGUCCUCUUCCUGCACAGCCGAAGCGUCGCCUACGCCAAGAACGUCACGCUGAGCAACGGCGGAGGGCCCGCGUGCGAGGAGCAGGACGUCUUCCUCAGGGACGACCGCGACUUCCGCGAUAAGAUUACGCCCAUCUCGGUGGUUCUGGAGUACGCCUUGGACUACGGGCGCGCCCGAGACCGCAACGGCCUGCUGCCCGUCCUGGACGUGGCCGCGCCGCCCAACGUCACCCGCCAGGCUCACAUCCUGCUGGACUGCGGCAAGGACAACAUCUGCAAACCCGACCUGCGGCUGUCGGUCCAGAGCGACCGUUCCGAGAUGGCCAUCGGCGACGACAACGCGGUGACGCUGGAGAUUGUGGCCGAGAACCGCGGCGAGGGCGCCUACGAGGCCGAGCUCCACGUCUUCCCGCCGCAACAGGCCGACUUUACCGGCGUGGUGCGCAGCCAGACGCUGAGCCGGCUGUCGUGCGCCUACAAGAAGGAGAACCAGACCAAGAUGGUGGUGUGCGAUCUGGGCAACCCCAUGAAGGCCGGAACCAAGGUGCUGGCCGAGCUGCGCUUCAGCGUCCACCAGCUGUCGGAGGACGACACGGACGUGCGCUUUGACCUGCAGAUGGUCAGCUCCAACCAGUUCAACAGCACCAGCCCCAGAGUGUCCAGCGUCACCAAGCUGGUCGUGGUGGCGCAAGUCUCCAUACGAGGCACGUCGUCUCCCGGCCAGCUGUUGCUUCCCAUCGCCAAUUGGCAAGCCAAAGUUCCUCCGCUCACCGGCGACGACAUUGGACCACAAAUUGUGCACGUCUACGAGCUGCUGAACAGUGGGCCCAGCACGCUGAGCCUGGCUUCGCUGGAGGUGGAGUGGCCGUACGGCCGCCACAAUGCCAGCCUCCUCUACAUCACCCACCUGGACACGGAGGGCCCCGUCAACUGCUCCAGCGACGUGCGACUCAACGCGCGCAACGUCACCUUGGAGAGUCCCUUGGCGGCGCUAAAAAACGCCAGCGCCGGAGACGGCCAUACGGAAGGCCGCAAGCGCGUGCGCAAGCGUGAGCUGCAGACCGGCGACGGCGGCGACGACGACGACAACCCGCUCAAGCUGGACUGCAGCACGGCGUCCUGUGUCAAGCUUCGCUGUCAGGUGGGACGUCUGGAGAGGAAGAAGAACGCCAUCGUCUUCAUUUACUCCCGACUGGACGUCAACAACUUCCUCAGAGCAGAGAACCAGAAUCGCUCGUACGUGCUGGAGUCCACCGCCUCCUUCAACGUCAUCCAGAUGCCCUACAAGAAGAUUCCGGCCACGCUGCCGUCCAACAGCACCGCCGUUAGCGUGUCGGUGCUGUGGGUGGCGGACGCCCCACAGCCGGUGCCGGCUUGGGUGGUGGCGCUGGCCGUGCUGGCCGGCCUUCUGCUGCUGGCGCUGCUCAUCUUCAUCAUGUACAAGCUGGGCUUCUUCAAGCGAGUGCGCCCCCCGCAGGAGGAUUGCCUGGAGAAGGAGCAGCUGCAGCCCGAGGAGAACGGAAACGCAGACACUUAGCCCGCUCUGGCCUGUAGCCUAGCUUAGCACAAAGGCACAUCCUGUGUGAGCACCAUCAUGGACUCUUUGCACUUUGUUGGCAUCGGCGCAAACUUGAGCAGACGCCAGCGACAACAAUCCAGCAGAUUUCUCCGCUAAGCUAGCCGUCGUCGGCGUGCUAGUUGCUGUUCUCGCUAACGUCGCUUUUGGCCAACGUGUUUGUUUAUUUUUUAACUCAACACUUUGUUGGAAAAGAUUAACUGAACCCGAGAUGUCCAAACAUUGCCUUUUACAUUUCUCUAUCGGCCGCUACCAAGUAUUCUAAAAAAACAACAACAAUUGACUAAUUGCCCCGCCCGCAGAAUGGUUCAGCAUUGAGAAGCUCAGUCCAACGUGACAAGACGGCUUAGGGCGGAUGCUAGCUGUUGCGCCCUCCAAAAAGUCGCUAUCCCUUCUCGUACGUACUUGGCUCGUCAUUUCUGCAUGCGAUGCCGAUGUGCUGCAAAGUUGGUCCUUCGAACGAUCGCCGCCACCACCAUGGCCGGCUUGACGUCGACUUUUACCUUGUACCGUUCCCACCGACGUUAACAAAUCCUCAUUUCAGAUGCUCAAAAAAAUCACUAAAUUUCGAGGCUAUCGUUAUUUCAUAUGGUACAAUAUGCCGCCGGGCAAAGGCAGACGUGAACGUGGAAUGGGCUUGGAUGCAGACCACGUGGGUGGCACGAGCGCAGUCGGUACCAUGUUACCCUUGAUAUGGCGGCCCUCCACUUUGUUGCCGAUUCCUCAAAGAAAUGAUUCAUCACAGAUGCGUGUUUUGACUAUUGCUAGUCCAUGUUUGUUUUAGUUGCUUUUCAAGCCUUAUUUUAAAAAAUGACUUGCUAGUUAGCAGAUGUAAACUGAACCUGGCUAACAGCCAAGCUAGCUCGCUCGGCUAAUUACGUUCAUCUCAUUGAGACGUGAGUCACCGCAACACGCUACUUCCGGUUCGUGUCGGGCUUCAGUCUGUAAGGUGGGGGGGUUUGUUUUUCUACUUAUGCUAGUAAACGCACUCGGAGCGCCGAAUGUUGUCGACAUCAGCCGACUCCCGACGCCUAAUGAGCUGAGCUAGCUCAGUGGUCUGACAUUGUUUUUUCUUCUUCAUUGAUACUGAUUUAUCUUGUCACCUAACUUUGAAAAUAAACUACUUUCUCAACAUCUGA